AUGCCAGGGUUGGACCCAAAGAUAGUCGUGCACCGCUUGGUAGUAAAAAAGGGGUGUCGCCCGAUUAAGCAAGCUCAACGGCGCUUCCGCCCCGAGCUCAUUCCCUCAAUCGAAGCAGAAGUCAACAAGCUUAUAGAGGCUGGUUUCAUUCGCGAAGUUAAAUACCCAACUUGGAUAUCCAGCAUUGUUCCUGUGCGCAAGAAGAAUGGCCAGAUCCGCGUGUGCGUAGACUUUCGAGAUCUUAAUGUUGCAUGCCCGAAAGAUGACUUCCCCGCUCCCUAUCACAGAGUUAAUGAUAGAUGCUGUGCUACAUACCAAUGGGCCAUGCAGACUAUAUUUGACGACAUGCUGCAUAAAAUGGUGGAAUGUUACGUAGACGACCUGGUUGUGAAGUCGAAACUCCGCACAGAUCACAUGAUGCAUCUAAGACAAGUAUUUGACCGCUUGCGGAAGUUUCAACUCAAAAUGAACCCCCUGAAAUGUGCUUUUGGGAUUGCUGCUGGCAAAUUCCUUGGGUUUACUGUUCGACAUAGGGGCAUUGAGAUCGAACAAGCAAAGAUCGACGCUAUAAUGAAGAUGCCUGAGCCAAAGAACCUUCGUGAGCUUAAAAGCUUGCAAGGGAAGUUGGCUUAUUUAAGAAGAUUCAUAUCAAACCUAGCAGGAAGAUGUCAGCCCUUUAGCCGGUUAAUGAAGAAGGGUGUCCCAUUUGUAUGGGAUGAGGCCUGCAAGAAUGCUUUCCAAAGCAUCAAGUCCUAUUUAAUGAAGCCGCCUGUGCUAACUGCUCCAAUUCCAGGACGCUCGCUGAUCCUUUACAUCUCCGCCCAAGAAAGCUCGGUGGGUGCUUUACUUGCACAAGAGAAUGAUAACGGGAAAGAAAAUGCCCUUUAUUAUUUAAGUAGAAUGAUGACGCCAAAUGAGCUCAAAUAUCUGCCAAUUGAGAAGUUGUGUCUGGCCCUUGUAUUCGCCAUCAGGAAGCUCAAGCAUUAUUUCGAAGCGCAUACAAUUCGACUAGUUUCCAGGGCAAACCCAGUGAAGUAUGUCAUGUCAAAGGUUGUUCUUUCCGAUCGACUUGCUAGGUGGUACUUAUUAUUUCAACAGUUUGAGAUCACUUAUGUACAACAGAAGUCCAUCAAGGGGCAAGCCUUAGCAGAUUUCCUAGCUGACCAUCCAAUUCCUGCCGAAUGGGAGCUGUCCAGUGACCUACCUGAUGAGGACGUGCUUGUGGUUGAAGUUUUACCUCCAUGGAAGAUGUACUUUGAUGGAGCGGCACACAAAGAGGGGGCAGGCGCUGGAGUUGUCUUUGUUACGCCUGAAGGGGAAGUGCUUCCUUAUUCAUUUACCUUGACAGAGCGCUGCUCGAAUAAUGUUGCCGAGUAUCAGGCACUCAUUUUGGGACUUGAAAUUGCAGCUGAUAUGAAGCAACUAAGGGUUAACAUAUACGGAGACUCCAAACUGAUUAUCAACCAAGUACUUGGGGUUUACGAAGUAAAAAAGCCAGAGUUGAUCCCAUACAACAGUUAUGCAAAGAUGCUCCUGCAUUGGCUAGGAGAUGCUACGAUGGAGCACAUUCCAAGGAAACAUAAUAAGCAAGCCGAUGCCUUAGCUGCUUUGGCUUCAACUAUAUCACAUCCUAUAGAUGAGGCUCGGCUACGAGUAUGCCAAAGAUGGGUAGUCCCUCCAAUCUUCGAGGACGAUGGCUCUCUUGACGACAUUGUUGAACUCCCGACUGUUUCUGUCUAUGAGGUAGAUAAAGAGGAUUGGAGGCAAUCAUUGAUUGACUACCUUGUUGAUGGGAAGUUACCUCAACACCCUCGUAAGAGGGUAGAUGUAAGACGUCGAGCUCCUCGCUUCAUAUAUUUCAAGGAUGCGCUAUACUGGCGCUCGUUUGAUGGUGUGUUUCUUCGAUGUUUAGGCGAAGAGGAAGCUUUACAAGCGAUGGAGGAGGCUCACUCUGGAGUGUGCGGUGCUCAUCAGUCUGCGUGUCAAUUUCAUGCGAACUUUAUCCAUCAACCUCCUGAACCGCUACAUCCGACGGUAGCAUCAUGGCCAUUUGAUGCAUGGGGGCUCGAUGUGGUUGGUCCUAUUACACCCAAGUCAUCAGCAGGGCAUUCGUAUAUAUUAGCAGCCACCGAUUAUUUCUCAAAGUGGGCUGAAGCAGUGGCUUUAAAGGAAGUGAAGAAGGAAAAUGUUGCAGAUUUCAUUCGAGUUCACAUUAUCUAUCGUUUUGGCAUCCCUCGGUAUAUCCUAACCGACAACGGGAAACCAUUCGAUAAUAAAUUGAUGGAUAAAAUCUGCAAACUUUUUGAGUUCGAGCAAAGAAAUUCAUCAGCUUAUUAUGCAGCUUCAAAUGGACUUGCCGAGGAUUUUAACAAAACUCUAUGCAAUCUACUAAAAAAGGUGGUGUCGAAGUCAAAACGUGAUUGGCAAGAAAGGAUGGAAGAAGCACUGUGGGCAUACCGAACUACAUACCGUACACCAACACAAAGCACUCCAUACUCACUGGUUUACGGGGUUGAAGCAGUCUUGCCUCUUGAACGCCAAAUACCUUCUCUAAGGUUAGCUAUCCAAGAAGGCCUUACAGACGAGGAUAAUGUAAAGUUGCGGUUGACAGAGUUAGACGCUCUCGAUGAGAAGAGAUUGCAGGCCCAACAAAGUCUAGAAUGCUAUCAAGCUCGAAUUUCUAGAGCUUUCAACAAGAGGGUAAGGAUUCGCUCAUUUCAGGUUGGUGACAAGGUGUUGGCGGUUCGUAGACCUAUCAUUAUUACAAGGAAAACUGGGCACAAGUUUACUCCAAAAUGGGAUGGACCUUACGUGGUACAAGAAGCAUACUCAGGAGGUGCUUACAAGCUAAUUGAUGAAGAUGGUGUGCGAGUUGGCCCUAUUAACGGGAAAUUCUUAAAGAUCUAUCAUCCCUAA
Ipomoea nil (Japanese morning glory) is the source of this 2916-nucleotide messenger RNA. RefSeq lists its product as uncharacterized. Bases 1 to 2916 code for a protein of 971 amino acids. Gene Ontology annotation, molecular function: RNA-DNA hybrid ribonuclease activity; nucleic acid binding. Lineage: Eukaryota; Viridiplantae; Streptophyta; Magnoliopsida; Solanales; Convolvulaceae. The transcript has 3 exons. The record is from RefSeq and is a predicted model, not a curated record. Gene Ontology annotation, biological process: DNA integration.